Molecule: messenger RNA, 9447 nt
Organism: Larimichthys crocea (large yellow croaker)
Lineage: Eukaryota; Metazoa; Chordata; Actinopteri; Sciaenidae
Product: trichohyalin-like
Exons: 4
Coding region: 66-8426 (2786 amino acids)
Source: RefSeq, a predicted model, not a curated record
AAACAAAUGCUGAAAAACAGGAAGAGGAGAAAGAGAAGAAGAAGGGAGAGAACAAAGACGCUGAAAUGGCACAAAUGGUGGAGGAUGAAAAAGGAGACAAAAAGGUAGAGAUAGAAGCAAGAGAGAAAGAGGAGCAAGGAGAGGUAAAUGUAGAAGAAGAAAAGGUAAAGGAAAAGGAUGAAGAGGACAGACAGCUAGAGGAAGAAAUGAAAAAGGGAGAGAUAGAGCUUGGGGCUGAAAAGCAAGAAGAAGAAGAGGUGCUUAUGGAGGAAGGAAGAGAAGAUGAAAUAGCAGAGAAAGAAGAGGAAAUGGAGGACAAACAAGAACAAGAACAACAGAUUAAUGAAAGAGAAGAAGAGUUGGAGGACGAACAGACUGAUGAAACAGUAGAAACGAAAGAGGCAGAACAAAAGGAGGCACCAAGAGAAGAAGAACAGACUGAACAGGUAGAAAAGAUGGAAGAAACUAUAGAAAUGGAGACACCCAAAGAAGAACAAGAACAGACUGAUGAAACAGGAGAAAAGCUGGAGGAGGAAGACAAAAAAAUGGAGGCCCAAAAAGAUGAAGGAGAACAGAUCGAAAAAGUAAAAAAGAUGGAGGAAAAGACGGAAAGGGAGGCACCAAAUGAAGAACAACAACAGAUUGAAAAAGAAGAAAAGAUGGAAGGAACGUCAGAAAUGGAGACACUGAAAGAAGAACAAGAACAACUGAUUGAUGAAACAGGAGAAAAGCUGGAGGAGGAAGACAAAAAUGAGGAACCAGAAGAAGAACAAGAGCAACAGGUGAAAGAAGUAGAAAAGAUGGAGGAAACAGUAGAAAUGGAGACACCAAAGGAUGAACUCCAACAGAUCGAAGAAGUAGGAAAGAUUAUAGGAAUAUCAGAAAUGACGACACCGAAAGAAGAACAAGAACAACAGACUAAAGAAGCAGAAAAAAUGGAAAAUGUGACAGAAACAGAGACACUAAAGGAAGAACAGGAGCUACAGAUUGAAGAAAAGAUUGAGGAAAAGACAGAAAUGGAGACACCAAAAGAAAAGGGACAACAACAAAUUGAAGAAGUAGAAAAGAUGGAAGAUGUGACAUCAACAGAAGACAAACAACAGACUGAUGAAACAGUAGAAAAGAUGGGGGGACAAGAAGGAAAGGAGGAACCAGAAAAAUACCAGGAACAACAGAUUGAAGAAGUAGAAAAGAUGGCAUCAAAUGAAGAACCAGAACAGCAGAUUGAAGAAGUAGAAAAUUUCGAGGAAACAAGAGAAAAGGAGGCACAGAAAGAUAAAGAAGAACAACAGAUUGAUGAAACAGGAGAAAAGCUAGAGGAGGAAGACAAAAAUGAGGCACUAAAAGAAGAACAAGAGCAACAGGUGGAAGAAGUGGAAAAGAUGGAGGAAAUAGCAGAAAUGGAGACACCUAAGGAUGAAGACCAACAGAUCGAAGAAGCAGGAAAGAUCGAGGCAAAGGCAGAAAAGGAGGCACCAAAAGAAGAACAACAGAUUGAAGAAGUAACAAAGAAGGAAAAAACGUCAGAAAAGGAGACACCGAAAGAAGAACAAGAACAACACAUUAUAGAAGUAGAAAAUAUUGAAGAACAGACAGAAAAGGAAGCACCAAAAGAAGAAGUACAACAACAGAUUGAAGAACUAGAAAAGAUGGAGGAAACAGUAGAAAUGGAGACAUCAAAGAAUGAACUCCAACAGAUCGAAGAAGUAGAAAAGAUGGAGGCAAACACAGAAAUGGAGGCACCAAAAGAAGAACAACAACAAAUUGAAGAAAUAGAAAAGAUUGAAGAAACGUCAGAAAUGAUGACACCGAAAGAACAAGAACAACAGACUAAAGAAGCAGAAAAAAUGGAAAAUGUGACAGAAACAGAGACACUAAAGGAAGAACAUGAGCUACAGAUUGAAGAAGUAGAAAAGAUGGAAGAUGUGACAUCAACAGAAGACAAACAAGAAGAAAAACAACAAAUUGAUGAAACAGUCGAAAAGAUGGGGGAAGAAGAAAGAAAGGAGGAAUCAAAAAAAUACCAGGAACAACAGAUUGAAGAAGUAGAAAAUAUCGAGGAAACAACAGAAAAGAAGGCACCAACAGAAGAACGAGAAGUAGGAAAGGAAGAUGCGACAGUAACAGAGGCAACGAAAGAAGAAGAACAGGUGGACGAAAAAGCAGAAGAGAUGGAGGAAGAAGAGGCACACAAAAAAGAACAAGAACAAAAAACUAAAGAAAUAGAAAAGAUGGAGGAAAUGACAGCUAUGGAGGUACCAAAUGAAGAACAAGAGCAACAGGUGGAAGGAGUGGAAAAGAUAGUGGAAACCACAGAAAAGGAGUCACAGAAAGAAGAACAAGAACAUCAGAUUGAAGAAGUAGAAAAGAUGGAGGAAAUAGUAGAAAUGGAGACACUGAAGGAACAAAUUGAAGGAGUCGAAAAUAUUGAAGAUGCAACCCUUACGGAAGCAACAAAAGAAGAACAACAACAGACUGAUGAAACAGUAGAAAAGAUGGAGGAGAAAGAAGAAAAGAAGGCACCAAAUGAAGAAGAAGAACAAAUUGAAGAAGUAGAAAAGAUGGAAGAUGUAACAGUAACAGAAGCAACAAAAGAAGAACAAGAAGAGUUAGAAAAAGUAGAAAACAUGGAGGAAAUGACUGAAAUAAAGACACCAGAGGAAGAGCAAGGACAACAGACUGAAGACAUGGUAGAAAAGAUGGAAGAAACCUCAGAAAUGGAGUCACUGAAAGAAGCACAAGAACAACAGAUUGAAGAACUAGAAAAGAUGGGUGAAACAGUACAAAUGGAGACGCCAAAAGAAGAACAAGAACAACACAUUGUAGAAGUAGAAAAUAUUGAGGAAAAGACAGAAACCGAGGCACCAACAGAAGAACAAGAACAGAUUGAAGAAGUAGAAACGAUCGGGGCAAAGACCGAAAAGGAGGCUCCAAAAAAAGAACAACAGACUGAAACAGUGGAAAAGAUGGAAGAUGUGACAGUAAUGAAAGCAACAAAAGAAGAAGAACAGACUGAUGAAAAUAUUGAAGUAGAAAAUAUCGAGGAAACAACAGAAAAGGAGGCACUGAAAGAUGAAGAAGAGCAGAUUGAAGAAGUAGAAAGGGUGGAGAAAGAGAAAGAAAUGGAGGCACCAUAUGAAGAACUAGAACAGCAGAUUGAAGAAAUAGAAAAGAUGGAGGAAACAGCAGAAACUGAGACACCAAAGGAAAAACAAGAACAACAGAUUGAAGAAGUAGAAAAUAUCGAGGAAACGACAGAAAAUGAGGCACCGAAAGAUGAGGAAGAACAACAGAUUGAUGAAGUAGAAAAGGUGGAGGAAAUGACAGCUAUGGAGGCACCAAAAGAUGAAGGAGAACUGAUUGAAAAACGUGAAAAGAUGGGGGAAAUGACAGCAAUUGAGUCACCAAAUGAAGAACAAGAACAACAGAUUGAACAAACAGUAGAAAUGAUGGAGGGAGAAAAAGAAAAGGAGGCACCAACAGAAGAACAAGAACAGGAGAUUCAAGAAGUAGGAAAGAUGGUAGAUGCAACAGUAAUGGAGGCAACGAAAGAAGAAGAAAAACAGACUGAACAAACAUUAGAAAAGAUAGAGGGAGAAGAACAGGAGACACCAAAAGAAGAAGAGGAACAGCAGGUGGAAGAAGCAGAAAAGAUGGAGGAAACAGCAGAAAUAGAGACUCCAAAGAAAGAACAGGAGCAACAGACUGAAGAAUCACAAAAUGUCCAGGAAAAGACAGAAAUUGAGGUAGAGAAAAAGGAACAAGAACAACAGAUUGAAGAAGUAGAAAAGAUAGAGGAAGAAAAUGAGGCACCAACAGAAGAACAAGAACAACUGAUUGAAGAAGUAGAAAAGAUGGAAGAUGCAACAGUAAUAGAGGCAACAAAAGAAGAACAGGUGGAAGAAAAGGCAGAAGAAAUUGAGGAGGAAGAAGAAAAAAUGGCACUGAAAAAAGAACAAAUUGAAGAAGUAGAAAGGAUGGAAGAAACAACACAAAUGGAGACACAGAAAGAUGAAGAAGAACAACAGAUUGAAAAACUAGAAACGACGGAGGAAAGGACAGAAAUGGAGGCCCCGAAAGAUGAUGGAGAGCAACAGGUUGAAAAAGAAGUAAAGAUCGAGGAAGAAGAAAAAAACGAGGCACCAGCAGAAGAACAAGAGCAAGAAAUUCAAGAAGUAGAAAAGAUGGAAGAUGUGACAGUAAUGGAGGCAAUGAAAGAACAACAACAGACUGAUGAAACAGUAGAAAAGAUGGAUGAAGAAGAAAAAGAAUCAAAAAAAGAACAAGAAAAACAGACUAAAGAAGAAGAAAAGAUGGAAGAUGCAACAGUAACAGGGGUAAUGAAAGAAGAAGAACAACAACAUAUUGAAGAAGUAGAAAAGAUGGAGGGAGAAGAAAAGGAGACACCGAAAGAGGAACAAGAACAUGUGGAAGAAGCAGAAAAGAUGGAGGAAACAGCAGAAAUGGAGACAUCAAAGAAAGAACAGGAGCAACAGAUUGAGGAAACAGUAGAAAAGAUUGAGGUAGACGAAGAAAAGGAGGCACAGAAAGAAGAACAAGAACAACAGAUUGAAGAAGUAGAAAAGAUCGAGGAAAUGACAGAUGUGGAGGCACCAACAGAAGAACAAGAACAACAGAUUGAAGAAACAGUAGAAGCGAUGGAAGAUGCGACAGUAACAGAGGCAACAAAAGAAGAAGAACAGCUGGAGGAAAAAGCAGAAGAGAUGGAAGAUGCAACAGUAAUGGAGGCAACGAAAGAACAAGAACAACAGAUUGAUGAAACAGUAGAAAAGAUGGAGGGAGAAGAAAAGGAGACAUCGAAAGAGGAACAAGAACAGGUGGAAGAAGCAGAAAAGAUGGAGGAAACAGCAGAAAUGGAGACAUCAAAGAAAGAACAGGAGCAACAGAUUGAAGAAUCACAAAAUGUCCAGGAAAAGACAGAAAUUGAGGUAGAGAAAGAAGAACAAGAACAACAGAUUGAAAAACUAGAUACGAUGGAGAAAAGGACAGAAAUGGAGGCACCAACAGAAGAACGAGAAGUAGGAAAGGAAGAUGCGACAGUAACAGAGGCAACGAAAGAAGAAGAACAGGUGGAUGAAAAAGCAGAAGAGAUGGAGGAAGAAGAGGCAAACAAAAAAGAACAAGAACAAAAAACUGAAGAAGUAGAAAAGAUGGAGGAAACAGCGGAAAUGGAGACAAUGAAGGAAGAACAACAAGAACAGACUGAUGAAGCAGUAGAAAAGAUGGAGGAAAAAGAAAAGGACGCACAGAAAGAACAAGAGAUUGCCAAAAGAGUAGAAACAAUGGAGAAAGAAGAAGAAAAGGUGGCACAGAAAAAUGAUCAAGAACAACAAUUUGAAGAAGUAGAAAGGAUGGAGGAAAGGACAGAAAUGGAGGCACUGAAAGAUGAAGAACAACAGAACGAAACACUAGAAAAGAUGGAGGAGGAAGAAGAAAAGGAGGCACCAACAGAAGAACAAGAACAGGAGAUUCAAGAAGUAGGAAAGAUGGAAGAUGCCACAGUAAUGGAGGCAACAAAAGAAGAAGAAAAACAGACUGAACAAACAUUAGAAAAGAUGGAGGAAACAGCAAAAAUGGAGACACCAAAGAAAGAACAAGAACAACAGACUGAAGAUUCACAAAAUCUCCCAGAAAAAACAGAAAUUGAGGUAGAGAAAGAAGAACAAGAACAACUGAUUGAAGAAACAGUAGAAAAGAUGGAGGAUGCAACAGUAAUAGAGGCAACAAAAGAAGAACAGGUGGAAGAAAAAGCAGAAGAAAUUGAGGAGGAAGAAGAAAAGAUGGCACCGAAAAAAGAACAAGAACAACAGAUUGAAGAAGUAGAAAGAAUGGAAGAAACAACACAAAUGGAGACACAGAAAGAUGAAGAAGAACAACAGAUUGAAAAACUAGAAACGAUGGAGGAAAGGACAGAAAUGGAGGCCCCAAAAGAUGAUGGACAGCAACAGGUUGAAAAAGAAGUAAAAAUCGAGGAAGAAGAAAAAAGCGAGGCACCAGCAGAAGAACAAGAGCAAGAGAUUCAAGAAGUAGAAAAGAUGGAAGAUGUGACAGUAAUGGAGGCAAUGAAAGAACAACAACAGAUUGAUGAAACAGUAGAAAAGAUGGAUGAAGAAGAAAAAGAAUUGAAAAAAGAGCAAGAAAAACAGAUUGAAGAAGAAGAAAAGAUGGAAGAUGCGACAGUAACAGGGGUAAUGAAAGAAGAAGAACAACAGAUUGAAAAAGUACGAAAGAUGGAGGGAGAAGAAAAGGAGACACCGAAAGAGGAACAAGAACAACAGGUCGAAGAAGCAGAAAAGAUGGAGGAAACAGCAGAAAUGGAGACACCAAAGAAAGAACAAGAAGAACAGAUUGAGGAAACAGUAGAAAAGAUUGAAGUAGAAGAAGAAAAGGAGGCACAGAAAGAAGAACAAGAACAACUGAUUGAAGAAAUAGAAAAGAUGGAAGAUGCGACAGUAACAGAGGCAACACAAGAAGAAGAACAGCUGGAGGAAAAAGCAGAAGAGAUGGAAGAUGCAACAACAAUGAAGGCAACGAAAGAACAAGAACAACAGAUUGAUGAAACAGUAGAAAAGAUGGAGGAAGAAGAAAAGGAGACACUGAAAGAACAAGAACAGGUGGAAGAAGCAGAAAAGAUUAAGGAAACUGCAGAAAUGGAGACAUCAAAGAAAGAACAGGAGCAACAGAUUGAGGAAUCACAAAAUGUCCAGGAAAAGACAGAAAUUGAGGUAGAGAAAGAAGAACAAGAACAACACAUUGAAGAAACAGUAGAAAAGAUUGAGGUAGAAGAGGAGACCGAGAAAGAACAAGAACAACAGAUUGAGAAAGUAGAAAAAAUGGAACAUGUAACAGAAACUGAGGCACCGAAAGAAGAAGAAAAACAACAACAGAUUGAAGGAGUAGAAAAGAUGGAGGAAAGGAUAGAAAUGGAGGACCCGAAAGAAGAACAUGAGCAACAGGUUAAAGAAGUAGAAAAAGUGGAGAAAAUUACAGAAAUGGAGGCACCAAAUGAAGAAGUAGAACAACAGAUUGAAAAAGUAGAAAAUAUCAAGGAAAUGACAGAAAAGGAUGCACUGAAAGAUGAAGAACAACAGAUUGAAGAAGUAAAAAAGGUGGAGGAAAUGACAGAUAUAGAGGCACCAAAACAUGAAAGAGAAUUGAUCGAAAAUGUUGAAAAGAUGGAGGAAAUGACAGCAAUUGAGUCACCAACAGAAGAACAAGAACAACUGAUUGAAGAAGUAGAAAAGACUGAAGAUGUGACAGUAACAGAUGUAAUGAAAGAAGAUCAACACAUUGAAGGAGUAGAAAAAAUGGAGGGAGAAGAAAACGAGACACAGAAAGAGGAACAAGAACAACCAGUGGAAGAAGCAGAAAAGAUGGAGGAAACAGCAGUAAUGGAGACACCAAAGAAAGAACAGGAGCAACAGAUUAAAGAAUCACAAAAUGUCCAGGAAAAGACAGAAAUUGAGGUAGAGAAAGAAGAACAAGAACAACAGAUUGAAGAAACAGUAGAAAAGAUGGUGGAAAUGAUAAAAAUGAAGGCACUGAAGGAUUUAGAACAACAGAUCGAAGAAGUAGAAAAGAUGGAAGAUGUGACAGUAACAGAGGUAAUGAAAGAAGAUCAACAGAUUGAUGAAACAGUAGAAAAGAUGGAAGAAGUUGAAGAAACACCGAAAGAGGAACAAGAACAACAGGUGGAAGAAGUAGAAAAGAUGGAGGAAACAACAGAAAUGGAGACACCACAGGAAGAACAAAAUCGACCGAUUGACGAAGUAGAAAAGACAGAAAUUGAGAUAGAGAAAGAAGAACAACAACAACACACUGAAGAAGUAGAAAAGAUGGAGGGAAUGACAGAAAAGGAGCCACCAGAAGAAGAACAAGAACAACAGGUGGAAGAAAAAGCAGAAAAGAUGGAGGAGAGAGAAGAAAAAGAGGCAGAGAAAGAAGAACAAGAACAACAGAUUGAUGGAAAAGAGGAAAGAGCACUACCGUCAUCACCUCCAGAGUCUGAACUUGCUGGAACGCUGAGUCUUGAUGGCGCAGAAACAGGUAAUGAAGCUCCCAGAGUCCUCACAGAUGAAGAGAAUGAUUCAGGCGCUGCCAAAAACCACAAGGACAUUUAUCCCACGUCAGUGAGCAGCGACAAUGAGGCGGAGGGAGCUUCAACCCAAACUCAAGCUGAUUCUCUCACAGAUACAAAUCUACCUUCAGUCGAUGCUCAUCUGAAUCUGACGGAUCCUACAGAGGUGGAGAUACAGAAUUUGGAGGAACACGAACAGACUGAAACGUCAGAGACAUCAACUCCUGCUCCAGGACAAGUUGACAUCCAAGAUAUUACACCUGAAGGCAGCAAGGCACCCGGUCUGACCCAAAACUCAGCCGACAUAAUAAACUGUGGAAUCCUGUGAUGGAAGUGAAGGAAGACAAAGGAGACAAAGAGGAGGAAGGAGGUCAAAGCACUCAUAAGAUGAACGCCGAGGUGGAUGCAACAGGCGACAAGAAGAGCAGCAGCCAUCAGUCAUCAAAGUACAAAUCUGUGUCCUACAGGAAGAUCCGGAGAGGAAAUACCAGACAGAGGAUUGAUGAGUUUGAGUCCAUGAUGAACUUGUGAUCAAACCCUGAAUACCAGAGGAUUUGGAUCUGUCUUAGCUUUUUGUGAUCCUGUGCUUGUGGUUGAUUCCCCCUAGUGGUAACAUAUAGAGAAAAGUAGUGGACCCAGGUCAGACAUAUAUUAAAUGUCCACUCGUGGCAGUGACAGUGAGGACUUAAGGCAGGGAAGGGCUGUAUUGUUCAUCUUUCCACUUUUGUGCAUGAAGCGACACAAAUAGAAUAAACUUUAUUUAGCACUUUACAAAUUUUGAUGAUGAUGAAUGAAUCUUCAAACACAAAUUUGAGACUCGAAUAGGUUACAAUAAAAAGAUUAUGUCUUGCCCACUGAAAUUUAAAACUGAUCAAUGUUAUACUUUAUUUUUAUGCUUUUACUCAAGGUAUUUCCAUGAAGAGAGACAUUGCACGUGACCAAUAUGAUGGUACAUAAAUGUUAGAAGAAUCAUAAAUGAGAGAACAGAGUGAUGUGAUUAAUUUGAUAAUAACCACUGUAUUUUAUUUAUUGUUGAAUUUAAUGAUAUUUCAUGAACUUACUAAGAGAGUUUUGUUUUGUGUAUGCUAUUUCUCAGUGGUAUGCAGCAAAAUCAGUAAAUACUAAUUAACUAGUUAAAUCCACUGCAGCAGUUAUUGGUCUAUAUGGGUUUCUAAGUAGUUUUGAUACAGUACUUACUGACAUUCUCUUACUUUAAUUAUUUUCUUCUGUGUGUUAAGCUCAUUGAGAGAAUUGCCUGGCUACUUUGAAGAAUGUAUUUUUCCAUAUUAUGCUUUGUUUACCACAUAAUUCCACGUGUGUUAUUUCAUAGUUUUGAUGUCUUAAGUGUU